CGUCCUAUUUAGUCCAGACAUUUCCUGCUUCCUGACUCUUUCGCAGAUCUCCCAGCACACGCCCACGUGUUGUAAAGUGAGGCCCCUUUCACGGCGGAUCAGCAAAAGGGAACAAAGCUUUGGUAUGGAUCACUUCCUAGAUUUUUAGGUUGAGAAAGUGAAACUGCUCAUAUUCAGUGUCUCUCCGGGGGUGAAAUGGCGCAGCAGCAAAACCUGAUGGAUCAGAAAAAACUCUGCUGUUCGAUCUGUCUGGAUCUACUGAAGGAUCCAGUGACUAUUCCCUGUGGACACAGCUACUGUAUGAACUGUGUUAGAAGCCACUGGGAAGAACAGGAUCAGAAGAAAAUCUGCAGCUGUCCUCAGUGCAGACAGACCUUCCAACCGAGGCCUGCCCUGAUGAAAAACACCAUGUUAGCAGAUUUAGUGGAGGAGCUGAAGAAGACUGGACUCCAAGCUGCUCCAGCUGAUCACUGCUACGCCGGACCUGAAGAUGUGGCCUGUGAUUUCUGCACUGGGAGGAAGCUUAAAGCUUUCAUGUCGUGUCUGCAGUGUCUGGUCUCUUACUGUGAGCAGCACCUCCGGCCUCACUAUGACUCUCCUGCCUUUGAGAAACACAAGCUGGUCGACCCCUCCAAGAAGCUUCAGGAGAACAUCUGCCACCAUCAUGGUAAGGUGAUGAAGAUUUUCUGCCGAACUGAUCAGCAGUGUAUCUGUUAUCUCUGCUCCAUGGAUGAACAUAAGGAUCACCAUACAGUCUUAGCCUCAGCAGAACGGACCGAGAGGCAGGGAGAGCUCGGAGGGAGUCGACAGAAAAUCCAGCAGAGAAUCCAGGAGAGAGAGGAUGAUGUGAAGCUGCUCCAGGCGAAAGUGGAGGCUGUCAAUCGCUCUGCUGAUUUAGCAGUGAAGAACAGCGACAAGAUCUUCACUCAGCUGGUUCGCCUUAUCAAGAAUAGAAGCUCCGAUGUGAAGCAGCAGAUCAGAUCAAAGCAGAAAAAUGAAGUCAGUCCGGCCAAAGAGCUUCAGGAAAAGCUGCAGCAGGAGAUCACUGAGCUGAGGAGGAAAGACGCUGAGUUGGAGCAGCUCUCACACAUCGAGGACCACAUCCAGUUCCUAAACAACUACCCCUCACUGUCUCAAAUCAGUGAACCUACAGACUCACCCAGCAUCAACAUCCACCCUCUGCAGUACUUUGAGGAUGCGACAGCAGCUGUGUCAGAGGUCAGAGAUAAACUACAGGACAUUCUGAGUGACUUAUGGACCAAGAUCUUACUUACAGAAGCUAGAGUGGAUGUUUUCCUGCCACAAGCAGAGCCAAAGAGCAGAGCUGAAUUCUUACAGUAUUCAUGUCAAAUCACACUGGAUCCAAACACAGCACACACACGGCUGUUAUUAUCUGAUGGGAACAGAAAAGCAACAGUGGCGAGCGAAAAGCAGUUAUAUCCUCAACACCCAGACAGAUUCACCGACAUGUUUCAGGUCCUGAACAGAGAGAGUCUGAGUGGACGUCAGUACUGGGAGGUGGAGAGGAGAGCAAAUGAGGUUUCAGUAGCGGUCAUGUACAAGGACGUCAGCAGAGCAGGAUAUGAAAGUGGGUUUGGAAAUGAUGACAAGUCUUGGACAUUAGAGUGUUUCAGCAACACUUAUGCGUUCAGACAUAACAGUAUCAGCACUUUUAUCUCAGGCCCUCAGUCCUCCAAGAUAGGAGUGUACCUGGAUCAUCAUGCAGGUAUUCUGUCCUUCUACAGCGUCUCUGACACCAUGACUCUCCUCCACAGAGUCCAGACCACCUUCACCCAACCGCUCUAUCAUGGACUGGGUGUUUUUGGUUCAUAUGGUAGUGGAUCUACAGCUGAGGUCUGUAAGCUGGAGUAGAUCGUAGAGGCUGUGAGUCGAGGGCCUCUCAGAGACUUGACUUUGCCUUUUAGUUCAGCAAUUUGCCUGAAGAACAAGUACAGACUUCUUCCUUUUGAUGGAUCUGAUCCUUUAACUUUUUGUGUCAUUUGAUUCAAGGAACUGUAUGCCAGCAUUGUAUUGCCAUUAUCUAAACACAAUAUCGUGGUUUUGACUCAUGAGGUACUUCAGGGGCGUUUUGCAAUAAUUUCUGCGGCUGUAUGUCCUCCCUUGGAAAGCCAAAAUGCUGCCAAGAGUGUUGUUGCUGCCAUGUUUUCUUAUAUUACAUUUUGUCUAUAAUUUUUUGUUCCAGGACAUCUUAAUUAUGAGGAAGAAAACCAGCGAUUCAUUCAACAAUCCGUGGUUGUAUUUACACAAUGAGAGUACAAAUGUGAUUUAUGCCAAGAUUUGCACUAUACUCCAUCAAUGACAGCUCAGAGUUGUCGUUGUUCCUCACACUAAUGAUUUCUCUUGUUCCGUAUUGUAAAAAGUAAACCCGAUGUAUAGUGCAAUUAUUCCACCAUUUUCUGUAUGUGUAACUUUGUUUACAAUUUAACAGUGAUUAAAAACUGCUUUUACUAACAUAAUGUGUUCAACUACCCAUCCUAUAAUGAUCCUUUACUUCAUGUGAACAUUAGCACUUUCAUUUUAUAUCAAAUUCAGACGUUUGUGAUUUUGUUUUUACAUACCCGUUUUAUGAUCAAUGUUUACAAUUAUCAUGGAAAAGAGCGCAAAUAAACUUGAUAUUGUCAAUUUGGCUCUCUUGAUUUUGAUGCUCGCUUACACCAUGAACACUGUAAAACAACUGAAACUGAACUGAAAUCAGAAUUCUGUCAGACACAUACAGCACCUGUGCUCCAACACACUAACACUCAUGUAUCAUCAGUGGAGUCC
Messenger RNA from Acanthopagrus latus (yellowfin seabream), 2784 nucleotides. Its product is annotated as E3 ubiquitin/ISG15 ligase TRIM25-like. The transcript has a single exon. Lineage: Eukaryota; Metazoa; Chordata; Actinopteri; Spariformes; Sparidae. Gene Ontology annotation, molecular function: protein binding; zinc ion binding. The coding region runs from base 196 to 1872 and encodes 558 amino acids. The record is from RefSeq and is a predicted model, not a curated record.